Messenger RNA from Falco peregrinus (peregrine falcon), 2309 nucleotides. RefSeq names its product arylamine N-acetyltransferase, pineal gland isozyme NAT-10. The transcript has 2 exons. Gene Ontology annotation, molecular function: acetyltransferase activity. The record is from RefSeq and is a predicted model, not a curated record. Lineage: Eukaryota; Metazoa; Chordata; Aves; Falconiformes; Falconidae. Bases 125 to 997 code for a protein of 290 amino acids.
CUCAAAAGAAGACAAGCCCUCACGGUUUGUAUCCACCCCUGGCUUUACUGACUGCUACCCCAGUAAUAAACAACCCAGAAGCUGAAGACACCAAUAAAUAAAUAAGGCUAUCUUAAAAGGUGACAUGAACCUUGAAGAAUAUUUUGCGAGAACUGGCUAUAAAGGUUCCCUUGAAAAACAAGAUUUGGAAACCUUAACUGAUAUAUUCCAGCACCACAUCCGUGCUGUUCCCUUCGAAAACCUCAGCAUUCAUUGUGGGGAGAAAAUUACUUUGGAGUUGGAGCAUGUUUAUAAUAAAAUUGUGCGGAGGAAGCGGGGUGGCUGGUGCAUGGAAAACAACCAGCUGUUGGGCUGGGUCCUCAAACGCCUGGGGUAUGACGCCAGCUUUCUGGGAGCAUAUGUGUUCAAUCCACAUCAAAACGCGUAUGCCACCAUCAUGACCCAUCUCCUUGUAAAGGUAGCGAUUGACGGCAGAGACUAUAUAGUUGAUGGAGGCUUUGGUGUAUCUUAUCAGAUGUGGCAGCCCAUGGAGCUCGUGUCAGGGAAAGACCAACCCCAGGCUCCCGGCAUCUUUCGCUUCACGGAAAAAAACGCCAUCUGGUACCUUGAGAAAGUGAGACGGAAACAAUAUAUCCCCAACCAAAGUUUCUCUAAUUCUGAUCUUCUAGAGAAAAAAGAGUGUCGUAAAGUUUACAUGUUCAGCCUUGAGCCACGGACAGUGGAAGAUUUCCAUUUCCAGUGCACGUACCUUCAGACCUCUCCUGAUUCCCUCUUCACAAAGAAGUCCAUCUGCACCCUCCAGACCACUGAUGGCUUUCGAGCGCUAAUUGGGUGGACGCUCACUGAGACCAUAUACAACUACAAGGAAAAUAUGGAUUUGGUGGAAUUCGUAAAUCUUGAAGAUGAAGAGAUAGAAAAAACCCUCAAAGAGAAAUUCAACAUAACCCUAGACAGAAAACUUGUCCCAAUUAAUGUUAAAGGAUUUUACACAAUCUAGAUGGCCAGGAAAACGUACAAUAAUGCUACACAGGUGCAGUAACUUCCACUGUCUGUGCAACUAUUGCAAGAUUAUGUGCAGGCGAUUGAAGAAAAAAUGUAUUAAUAUGAGAUUAAAGUGAAUGGCACUCUGGGAAAAACCAGGAAUUUAAGACUCUUCAGUCAGGUAGACAGAAUUAUUUGCUGCGACAUGACUGCAGUUCAAUUUUUCGCACAAACUUGGGUAAGAAAUGUGUCUGGGGAAUUUUGGAGUGCAUAUAGCACAUAAAUAGGAGUAUGGAUUAUUAAUUGUGAUAUGCCGCCAACACAUUCACUAUGGUUAUUAUAUGGAGAAAAGUAAUCUGUGAGCAUUUAGACAAUGAAGUACGUAUUUAAAACUUCAUCGUUCACAAGAUCAAACCACUUGCAGAUCAUCUCAUUUCUCUACCUCUAAUAUAAGUAAAACAAAGUCAUCUUUGAAAGAACCAUUAAGAGGAAUGAUUCUUUCACCAUCAUCCUUAGACAAAACAUAGUACAAAAUGAAAAUUAUCAUCAUGUAUAUCCCUUUUGCCAUUACUGCAGUAAAUUGCCCAAAGUAAUUUUUGGUAUGUACAUAUUUUUCCGGUGAUGAAAACUGUAUAUAUUGCACCAUUAUUGUGGCUGAUAGGCUGUAAGGAGAUACCUACAAGCUUUGCUUCUGAUAAUUAAUCAUCAUAUAAAGCGUGAAUGGUGAUUAAACAUCACAACUGGCUUAAGAUUUAUUUCUGUCCCAAAAGGGGUGGAAAUUUUGUAUUUUACCAUUGCAAAUUAUUUUUAUAACAAAGGUAGAACAACGACGCUAAGCCCACUAUAUCCUUAAUUCUUCCCUUUUUGUGCACAGUAAUAUGGGACUCUAUAUGGCUGUCCUGAAUGAGUACUGCUUAGCACAAGAGCUUUCAUGUCACAAGCAAAUUCAUUCAUCUGUAUCAAAGUGAAAACAAUCAAGGAGCUGACAAAAUCUUUCUUUAGAAUUUCUUCAGAAUUAUUUCACAAUCACAUUUCCCCAUUUUUUAAAAAUUGUUUUCCGCCUACCAUGCCUCUCUGCAAAAAGCCCAACAAGGAAGCCACCGAUAAAGGGGAAACAUUCUCCAAAGCAUCAAAAAAAUAGCAGAAACACUGAAAAACACUUCCUCCCCAAUCUACGAUAACCCUAAGUAUUGGUCCAAUGUUGAUUCCUCCCUCUGAUAGUGUAUCUUUUUGCUCAAAGACAUGACUUGAUCAUAAAUCUCACAAAUACUUUAAGUGUAUGCCUGAAAAUAAAUAAAGCAAAAUAAAAACAUAAAUAGUUGCUUUAA